AUGAGCGCCAGAAUUUUUGCCGCCUUCUUCUUGGUCUCGACCACAAGCCUCCUGCCGUCGAAUCUCUUCCAAAAUGCGCACGAAUACUUUUAUUAUAAGCUGCGCAACGUCACGACAGGAAAUCUCACGGAAUGGGAUGAUGGAGAAGAAGCGGAACAAACCCACCUCCAGCACGUUUUCGAAGGAUAUGUGGCUUUCUGCGGUGGUGUGCUGAACAUUGUAGGAACUUUUAUAAACGUCCUGGCGACGAACAGCGUCUCAAAUUAUACACGAGUAAUCACGGGGCAUAUCAUAUGCCUGGCCGCGUUUGUACCAACGCUAUUCCUGGCGUUCACCAACACUGAUCUCUGGCAAAUUCCGUUCUUUUGGUUGUCGAUGGGUCUCGCUGGUGUCGCGUCUUUCGGAUCGAUUGGCUUGAUAGGUGGCGGUAUUACCGGACUUGCCGUGACGUUCCCGGAGAUUUACAUGAAAGCCGUAAUGUUGGGACAGGCCGCUGCAGGCGUAUUUUCGGCCGGGCUGUCGCUUGCGUGCCAGGCAUUUGCCAGCGAUGAUCUUGUCAACGGCAAGGUUUACUUUUCGAUUGCCAUCGUAUGGUCAGCCCUCAGUGUGCUGGCAUAUAUGUUCUUGAUAAAAUCAAGGCUUGCAAAGGAGAUUCAAGCCAGGCUUACGGGGGAGGAUGAAGAGUCUUUGAUUGACGAGGACGUCGAUGCAGAAGAACAGAUGAUCACUUCCAUUACGCCAAUGGAAAGCAUUGGGAUCGCCGACGCAUGGCGUGACGUUUUUGACCACGUUGGAAAUGAGCUGAUCACUACAGCUUUGGUGGUUGGUGUCACACUUUCGGCAUUCCCGGCCGUCGCCUCACAAGUCGCCACCGAAUCUCACAAUGAGAAAUGGCAACGAUAUUUCGCGGCUGUUUAUUGUUUCCUCGUGUUCAACCUGGGCGACGCGCUGGGCCGAGUAAUCGGUAGUGUGGUGUCGAUGGGCCGUAACACAAUGUUGUGGCUGUCGGUAUCCCGGCUGUUAUUCCCCUUAUUGCUCGCGCUAUGCAACGUUCAUCCGAGGCUUCAUCCGGCUCUGACGAUAUUCCCAUCAGAUGGGAUGUUCCUUAUGAUAAUGGUGGUGUUCGGGGUAUCAAACGGGACUUUACUAACUGUCGCGGGCGUCGGUUUGAAUCGUUAUGUCCCCCCAGAGCUGCAGGAAGUCUCUGGAAGCAUGCUAGCCCUAAUGGGCGCCACUUCAGCACUUAUUGGCUCAUUGAUUGGCUGCGUGCUCAUUGGAAUUGUU
Mesorhabditis spiculigera is the source of this 1284-nucleotide messenger RNA. NCBI's taxonomy places the organism in Eukaryota, Metazoa, Nematoda, Chromadorea, Rhabditida, Rhabditidae. The record is from the annotation of a GenBank genome assembly.